AUGAAGGGAUUCGUCGGUGGAAUUCCCCUGGCCCUGCUGGCCGCUGCCGCUCAGGCACAGGCCAUGGAGCACACUAUGAACAGCGGCGCCGUUCAGCCUCGCAACCACAAUGGAUUCGGCCAGCCCGAGGUCGGAGGCACUGCUCUCGGUGGACCUUCAGGAAAUGAUGAGGAUGGAACCUUCAAUGUUCCCUAUGCCGCCAGCAUUCACACUGACACCAACGUGAACGAGUUCAGCAAGGAUGAUCACUCCGUCAAGAUCAAGGACACUGAUGUCUACCCACCUAACGUUCACCCUGGCCCUGCUUUCGCCCCUGGUGCUGGUCCUUUCCCCAUCAAGCGCAGCUGGCCUUCCGGCGGCACUGCUGAGGGCGGUCCUUCUGGCAACGAUGAAGGCCAGACCUUCAACAUGCCCAUCACUGGCAACUUCAACACCGACGUCAACGAGUCUUCCCAGGACGACCACUCUGUCGAUAUCAAGAACAAGGAUAUCCACCCUGCUCCUGUCAUUGCUCCUGUCCACGUGCAUCCUCCUCCUCACUUCGAGGGCCCUCCUGCCCAUGCUGAUGGCAACAACAACGACAACUUCAAUGGCGAUCACUUCAACGUGGUUGAGAACGAUCUUCACCACGACUGGGUGAAGCGUGGUGGCCCUGGAGGCCCCCCUCACUUCGGUGGCCCCCCUCCGUUCUACGAGGCCAAUGACAAUAACAAUGGCAACUUCAACGGUGACCACUUCGGCGUCGUUGAGAACGACCAGCACGUCGAUUGGGUCAAGCGCGCCGCUCCAGGCGGUACUGCUCUCGGUGGACCCGGAGGUGGUGGCCACGGCCCUGCUGGAUACCCUGACCAUGUUUCUGGAGGAACUGCCCUUGGUGGCCCAUCUGGUGAUGAUGAGGGGAUCAGCUAUGGCCGUCCCAUCACCGCUGAUAUCCACAGCAAUGUGAACGAAUACAGCAAGGAUGACCACUCUGUCGAUAUCAAGCACACCGAUAUCCACCCCGGCCACCCCUUCGGAACCCCAUUCAAGCGUCACUGGGGUCCUCACAACGGCGGCACCGCCCUCGGUGGUCCUUCCGGAGAUGAUGAGGGACAGACCUUCAACAUGCCCAUCACUGUCAACACCCACACUGGUAUCAACGAGUAUGCCAAGGACGACCACUCCGUCAAGGUCAAGAACACCAAUGUUCACUCUCCUCCAGUCUUCCCUGCUGGCCCCGGCCCUGUCGUACCCAACGGUGGCCCCUUCCGCCGCGCCUACUCUCCUGACCGUGUCUCUGGAGGUGGCGGUGGCGGCACUGCUGAGGGUGGUCCCUCUGGUACUGACGGUGGUGAGGACUUCGGUUCACCUGUCGACGUUGGUGUUGACAGUGGCGUCAAUGAGCACAGUGAGGACAACCACGCUGUCAAGAUCGACAGCACCACUGUUCACCCUCACUACGAGCAGCCCGAGCUUCCUUGGAUGACCUACCCCGAGGCCGCCACCUAUGAUGUUCCUGCCUCUCCUCCUGCUCACGAGGUUGAGCAAGCUCCCCCCGUCGAGGAGACCCACGAGGUCCCUCAGGCUCCUCCUCAGGCUCCUCCCCAUAACCACGAGCACCACGAGGAGGUUCCCCAGUGCGCAGCUGAGACACACGAGGUCGUCCGCACUGUGACCAAGACCCAGUUCAAGGAGGUCCACCCCACUGCGACCACCACUGUCUACGAGAAGGCCCCUACCUCCGUAGUCACCCAGGCUGCUCAGACAUCCGCUGUUCCCCAGGGCGCCACCCCCAUGAACGACCCUGAGAACAAGAUCUACUCCAGCGCCGUCUUUGGCAGCCAGGCCGCACCCUCCUCGUCCAACAUCCCCUACCAGAGCUACAACUACAACUCCCAGCGCCCCAUGAGCACUGGUACCUACUCCAUGAUCCCCGUCAACGUGCCGGUGCCCUCCUCCACUGCCAUGAUGAAGUCCAUGGCCACCCCCUCCGCUAGUCACGGCAUGCCCGUCGGUGCCGACGCCAUGAACAGUGCCAGCGCGUCUCCCACGCCCUCCCACGGCGCCGCCAUGUUCCAAGGCGCUGCUACCCGUGCUUCCAGCGGCAUCUUCUCCGCCGUCGCUGCCGUCGCCGGUGUCCUGGCCUUUGUCUUGUAA
This is a messenger RNA of Penicillium manginii, 2136 nucleotides long. RefSeq lists its product as uncharacterized. The coding region runs from base 1 to 2136 and encodes 711 amino acids. Lineage: Eukaryota; Fungi; Ascomycota; Eurotiomycetes; Eurotiales; Aspergillaceae. The transcript has 4 exons. The record is from RefSeq and is a predicted model, not a curated record.